AUGUCUGACUCAUUCGCAGACCUCUGGAGCUCAUCUGCACCGUCCAAUCCUACAUCUCCGCAGAUACUUGGGGCUGCCAAACAACGAGCAACUAUUCCUCAACGGUCCCAGGAUGCAUUCUCCAUUCUUUCCGCUUCUCAACCAACCUCACGCACGCAUUCCCCGCAGGUUACCGGUUCCACCACCCAGCCACGAAACCUGCGCCAGCAGGUGGAGCGAGAAAUGCAGAUGCUUUCAGUAGUCUUUUUUCUGGCUCCGGCUCAGAGAGCCAAAGUUACUAAGCAAGCCCAGGCACCCUCAGGGUCGACACCUUCACAUCCUUCACCCUCUCCUUCACCACAGGCCGACUUCAAUUUCUCUGCAUUGCAUCUUCUUCAACUACUACCGUGA
Suillus subaureus is the source of this 390-nucleotide messenger RNA. RefSeq lists its product as uncharacterized. The record is from RefSeq and is a predicted model, not a curated record. Bases 1 to 390 code for a protein of 129 amino acids. The transcript has 3 exons. Lineage: Eukaryota; Fungi; Basidiomycota; Agaricomycetes; Boletales; Suillaceae.